Coregonus clupeaformis (lake whitefish) is the source of this 1454-nucleotide messenger RNA. Its product is annotated as RNA-binding protein FUS-like. Bases 55 to 1419 code for a protein of 454 amino acids. The record is from RefSeq and is a predicted model, not a curated record. Gene Ontology annotation, molecular function: zinc ion binding. The transcript is spliced from 9 exons. NCBI's taxonomy places the organism in Eukaryota, Metazoa, Chordata, Actinopteri, Salmoniformes, Salmonidae.
UUUACUGGUGUGCAGGCUAUUCAAUGGGAAACGAAAGCUAUUACUAUUCUUCCCAUGGCGUCCAGCAGCGUAAAUGACCCUAGUCAAGGGAAUGGCUACCAGGAGGACUUCAGCUGUUCUGAGAGUAACUCUGAGAGUAGUGCUACAGAAGAGGAAUCAGACAGUGAUGCAGCAGGACAACAGCAUGGGCACACUCCAUCUACCUCAGCCCAGUCUCAGAAGGAUCAGGAAGAGCCUUGCAGGUACUACAACAGUGGUCACUGCCGGGAUGGGAAAAGGUGCCACUACCUACACGUCUGCAAAUACGCCCUGAAAGGCAACUGUCGCAAUGGGACCAAGUGUCGCCUCAAGCACCCCAGCUCCUCCUCUGACAGAGAUGGAAGUGGUGGGAAGAGAGAAAGGAGGAGGUCUUCAUCUGGAGGGAGAGGAGGAGGAGGUGGGAGAGAAAGGAGGAGGUCUUCAUCUGGAGGGAGAGGAGGAGGAGGAGGAGGUGGGAGAGAAAGGAGGAGCUCCUCAUCUGGAGGUAGAGGCAGAGGUGGGAGAGAAAGGAGGAGGUCUUCAUCUGGAGGGAGAGGAGGAGGUGGAAGGAGGGACAGGAGGAGGUCUUUAUCUGGAGUGAGAAGAGGAGACGGGGCCAGGGAAAGGUCUUCAUCUAGAGGGACUCAGCUUGACUUUAGCGGGCCCUACAAAUGGCAGUUGGACGAUGGACAUGGCUGGAAGGACAUAGCCAACGAUCACAUCCUGGAGGCACAGUAUUCCCAACCCAACACCAAGGGCAUCAAUAUCUACAACACCCCCUAUGGGGCAGUGAGUAUUGAUUUCAAGGCGAUGAGAGUCCGCGGUAAGAAGAAUCUGAGGUUGAGGCGUUUGGAUGGUCAGCAGACAGAGUGGAUCUGGUUCUACUCUAAUAGCAAAGGCUGGACCAAGUAUGGAGAAAAGGAUCCCAAGGGAAACCCAGGCCCCAUCCAGAGUUCUGCGAUCGAGAAGAAAUUCCAAAGCAACCGUAAUGGUUCUCUCACGUUCAACAUCGGCUCCGAUACCAUCGAGAUCCGAUUCAGACAAAUGAGACAGGUGAGCAGCAAGAGGAAGAGAAAAGUUGUCCGUCGUCCAAAGUACCAACCACCCCAAAGCGGAAAUCUAACUGGUCGAGUGACGUCUGCUUUCCAGACAAUGAAGAUGUCCCCAGCGGGCCAGAGUGGAUCUCCAGAGUGGCAGUUUGAGGGGAAAAGUGGGCGAUGGCACACCUUCAAAGACAGUGUAUGCUCAGUGUCCAGUGCUGACAUUGAAGAACAGAACCAGCAGGACUCCAAUGGAUCCAUGUCCUUCACUGUGAACGGACAGGCCUACAAGCUGGACUUCUCAGCCAUGACGCAAACCAACCUGUCUACAAGGGUGACUCGCAACAUCAGGCGAAAGUAGAAUUGUUGGGUUGCUGUUGUUUUCAUGCAAGAACC